GUCUUGGUUGAGUUUGUCUUGUGGUUCUGUACAACUGGAAUGACUUAAGUGUGCCUGAAAAACUAAAUUCGGAGAAUAAAGUCCCCCUUCGUAUCUUUCGGCCAGCCUUCAAAUUUUCCCCGCCUUCACCCUAAAUGCUUUCCUGCUUUACCGUUUAACUUAACGUGAAUAUGGCGGCAAAGGAGACUGUAAACAGUUACCAAGUGAGCGUUGAAUCUGUCGUGAACGGCUGGCUAGUGGAUUAUUACUUCUUUUUGGCAGUAGAGUUCUUUAAAAAUGAACAAUACGAGGAUUUCUGUGCCAUUAUAGAUAUACUCGACUGUAUUAUGGCGCGCCCUUUGGAGUCCACGGAUGACAUCGCAAUGAAAUUUCGAGUGUUGCAGUUUAUAUCCCGGAUAAAUGAGGGUGAAAACCUUGGUGUUUCAUUUGAAAUGGAUGUGCCCUCAACUCCUCUGGAAUCGGCCUUAAUGUUACUGGAAAAAAUAAGCCAGGAAUUCAGUAUCCCACAGCAGGAGUAUGAAAAGGUGUCCUCUUCUCUUAAAGAUAUGAUUGUGGGGAUUUUCAUCAAAAACAGUAAGUUUGAGAAAGCAGAAGAGGUGCUGAUGAAACACUUUCCUCCCAAAAAUAUCGGAAAGAGAGCAACAUUCAUGGGUCUCAUCAGGAAAAAGAAUAAGAUUCAUGAAGUCAUUGAGCAAAUCAACUUUCAGCACUUCAAGGAGGAGAUGCUUACGUUUUGCCUGAGGAUCUGCCACUUCAGCCUUCCUCUUCUUCAUAAGGCUGCAAAACAUCUCAUUGAUAAAACCCUUGUGGAUCAAGACAGCACAGCAACUGAAAGUGAUGAACAAGCUGAACCUCAGCCAUGCUCAAGUUCACAAAUAGCCACUGUCCAGUUUGUACCAUGUACACAUUCACUUAUCCUGAAGACCAGGCUAGAAGCGGCCUACAAAUCCCUGGCUACAGGUUUAAAUAAAAAAACAUUUGCUCAGUUGGAGGAAGAAGUAGACAGAGAGGAGCUGGAAAGAGAAAAUUUUUGCAAACAGCUUUCCAUGACUUCAGAGAGGUGCACAAGUGUGGACUUGGAGGAACGGUUAUUUCAGAGAGACUCAGGAGGCCCUAUGGAAGCUUCACCCGCAGACCAACCAACACAAGCAAAUGCCAUUCCUCCAAGUUGGGCAGAUUUACACUUAAAGAAUCCCAUUGUGCUGUGUAAAAGAGAGAAUUACACUGUGUCUCGGCUAGUGGUGGAACCAGACAGUCAGGCAAGUUCACGCUGCACAACCGCUUUAGAGGAACUGGAACCUGAGGUCAGAAGGAAAAGAACACCACAGACACUGUCUGCAUCUAAUGAAAAAGACCGUCAGUGUCGGGGAACCGACAAAAAAAGUGCCACGCCCACCCGAAAGAGACACAUUCAAGCCAACAGAACUCGCACCAGGAAUCAGGAUAAUAUGGACGUCAGCCGUACCACAUCUUCUUCAGUGGAGAGCUCACCAAGUGAGUCACCUUCUCAUCCUGUCCGACAAAAAACCUCCACUCCUUACAAGGACUCUGGUCAAAACAAAAGUCCUCGUCUUUUAAAAUGGAAGCAACUGUACCAUGAUGCAAAGGAGAGCAAGGGCGACGAAGAGUCGUAUGUUACCCCUAACAAGAGCGGCUCAGACAUGAGCACCAUUUCAAAUUCAGGCCAAAGGAAAAGGAAAUGGACAGAGAGUGAGACGCAGAAGUUAAAAGACGGGGUCAAAAAAUUUGGAGAGGGCAACUGGUGUAAGAUAAAGGAACACUACGGCUUCAAAGAUCGAACAAAUGUCAACCUGAAGGACAGGUGGAGAACAAUGAAGAAGUUAAAUAUUGUCUUUCUGCCUCUAAAGAAUUGGAAUGAAGCGCCACCUGACAAGCUAAACCCGGAGAUUAUUAACCCAACACUCCCUAUGAAUAUGGCGGAAAAAGAAAACGUAAACAGUCGCCAAUUUGAUACUGAAUCCGUGGUGAACCGCUGGGUAGUGGAUUAUUAUUUGUUUUUGGCGCUAGAGUUAUUUAAAAAGGAACAAUAUGAGGAUUUCUGUGCCAUCACAGAUGUACUCGACAGUGUCUUGGUUCGUCCUUAUGGGCCCAUUGAUUUCAUGCCACAAAAGAUUCAAGUGUGGCGGUUUCUUUGUCGGAUAAAUGAAGGUGACAAACUUGCUGCAGACACGUCUUCUCAGUCAGUAUGUCCUCUGGAAUCAGCCCUAAUGUUGCUGGAAAGUAUGAGCCAGGAAUUCAGUAUCCCACAACAGGAUUACAAGAAUGUAUGCACUUCAAUUAAAGAAAUGAUUAUAAUGCUUUCUAUUAAGAAUGGAAAAUUUGAGAAAGCAGGAAAGGUGCUGAACAAGCACUUUACCAAGAAGAUGGAUGGCAGGAGAAUGCUGUUCAUGGGUCUCAUCAGCAAGAAAAAUAAAAAGCAUGAAGUAAUUGAGCAAAUCAACUUUGCACGGUUCAAGAUGGAGAUGCUGGCUUUUUGUGAAAGGCUCUGCCCAUCAAGCGUUCCCUUUCUCCAAAAGGCUGCAAAUCAGCUUAUUCAGGAAAAGAAUAAGGAACAAGACAGCAGUGCAGCUAGAGCUGAUGAGCAAGUCCAACCGGUCCCCUCUUCAAGUCCACAAAUAAACAUGGUCCAGUCUGUACCGUGCAAGCAUUCAACUAUCCAGAGGACCAGGCUAGAAGCAGCCUACAAAGCCUUGGCUACAGGAUUAAAUGAGAGAAUGUUUUCUCAGCUGGAAGAAGAAGUGGAGACAGAGGACCAGGAAAGCGAGCAUAUGUGUCCGCAACUCUCACCUGAUCCCAAAAUGGACACCAGUUUGGACUUGGAGCAGGAAGUGUUAUUUCAGAGAGACUCAGGCAGCCCCAUGGAAGCUUCACCGGCAGAAAAACCACCACAAGCAGAUGCUGUUCCACAAACUCAGGAAAGUUCGCUCUCAAAGACAACUUCUGUGCCAUGGAACAGACAGCUUCACACUCUGUCUCGGCUGGUGAUGGAACCAGAUAGUCAGGCAAGUUCACAGUGCUCAAAGGUUUCAGAGGAACUAGAGACCGAGGCCAGAGUAGAAGAGGCACCACAGACACUGGCUCUGUCAAAUAAAACAGACUCACAGUGUCCAGUUACUGACCAAGAAGUUUCCAUACCAGCACCAAAACGCCACAGAAGGACCAACAGAAUUAACAGGAGAGUUUCAACUAGUUUUGCUGAGUUGUCAGCAGAGAGUGAGGAGGACUCUCCUCAUUCUGCGGCCAGCACGGCAGUUAGUGUGAAACGUCAUAACCAGUCCAGUAGUUCACCCACCAGAAACAUCAACAAGUCAAAACAGUCGUCAUCAGACAGUGAAGGAGAACCACAGAAGCUCUCAGAGCCUUCAGUGAAGGUCUCUCCCAGUCUGCUCCCUCUGCACCCUGUUCCUCAGACAAGCUCCACUCCUCACAAGGAUUCUGCUCUACUCAGCAACAACUCCUAUUCAAAGAAAAAGUCUAAAAAGUCAAUACGGUUAUCGUCAGACAGCGAGGAAGACCCGAAGGAGCCUGUGACCUGCAAGAAAACUCCAGUACAAAAGCCUCAUAAGCAGCUGUCCAGUGAUCCUGUGGACAAUCAAGUGAAUCGAGAUGAUACGGAUGACAUCCAUAUUACAGACUCUUCAGUGGAGAGCUCGCCAAGUCAGUCCCCUUCUCACCCAAUCCCACAAACGAGCUCUACUCCUCACAAGGACUCUGCUCAAAAGAACGUCCAUUCCCCUUCAGAAUGGAAGCAACGGUACCAUAAUGCAAAGGAGACCAAGGAGGUAUGGAGCGACGAAGAAUUGUAUUUUACCUCCAAAAAGAGAAGCUUAGACAUGAGCACCAUUUCAAAUUCAGGCCAAAGGAAACGAAAAUGGACAGAGAGUGAGACACAGCAGUUAAAAGACGGGGUCAAAAAAUUUGGAGAGGGCAACUGGAGCAAGAUAAAGGCAUAUUACAAAUUCAAAGAUCGAACAAAUGUCAACCUGAAGGACAGGUGGAGAACAAUGAAAAAAUCAAAUGUCGUCUGACUCACCAAAGCCUUUUUCAUUUUAUCCCAUCUCCAUUUAUUUGUUUUGGUUUCCUUAACAAGUUACUGAACAUUAUAAAAGCCACUUUAAAAUUUUGUAAAUGUUGAAUGUUUGUGGGUCAAAGAUUGUUUUGUUUUUUAGGAAGGGAUAACAGAAAUUGCAGUAAUAGUGACUAUUGUAGCAUCUCUGCAGCCCUAAGUAACAAACCCACUCGUUGAAUUGAUACAGAGAUGGGAAUAGCUUUAAAAGUCAGUAUGUUCUCUCAGUCUUAUGAUCUCGGAAAAGCAGAACAGACCUUUAAUUAAAGAUAUGAAAGCUGCAAAAUAUCCAUAUAGCUAAGAUCUACAAGUAACUUUUUCCUCCCACACAAACUAUUUGUAAAAAAAAAAAAGAAGAAGAUUUAAAUUUAAAUAAUACAGAGAUGUGGAUUUAUUUCAAGAUUCAAGUUACAAAAAACAUACACACAAAAACAACCCUUCUCAUUUAAUACAACAGGGAGGGGACAAACCAGGAAAUUCUGCAAAUGGCAGAAGUGAGUCAAUAGACAGAUUGUUUGUUUUAGCCUCUGGACUGUAGGGAAGUGUUCCAGGUAUAACAGCUGCUCGUGAAGUAGGAACUUUGAUCAGAUCAUGUUCACUAUAAAAUGUUGAGCAGCUAAAAGCUGAACCUUUGACUUUGAGUGAGUGUUACUGUUAAAAAUAAACAGUUUGACAGUC
Neolamprologus brichardi is the source of this 4765-nucleotide messenger RNA. RefSeq names its product telomeric repeat binding factor 2. Lineage: Eukaryota; Metazoa; Chordata; Actinopteri; Cichliformes; Cichlidae. Gene Ontology annotation, cellular component: shelterin complex; nucleus; chromosome, telomeric region. Gene Ontology annotation, molecular function: protein homodimerization activity; double-stranded telomeric DNA binding; G-rich strand telomeric DNA binding. Gene Ontology annotation, biological process: regulation of telomere maintenance via telomerase; negative regulation of telomeric D-loop disassembly; telomeric D-loop disassembly. The record is from RefSeq and is a predicted model, not a curated record.